ACCAUAUCAAAACAUCUCCAGGCUCUUUAUUCUUUUUACUCUUAGCCUUAUGGUCCACUAUAUUCAACCCAACCGAUUGACGACCUGGAACAGAUUCUCGAAAUAAUAUCUCCGACUCCGCACUGAAGCUCUUUACGAUCAAGAACGAUACGAACUCCACAAAGCUUACGUACCUAGAGACGACCACGAAUACUCAAAUACCGUAAUUAUGGCGUACAACCCGCGAAUGUCGAUAAUUCCGCCGUCGCAAACGCAGUCGGGGCGCACCCGCAAGAAGGAGGAAGAAGCGGACGCCUUCAUGCGGUUACCGGAUAGAGAGAUUGUCGGAUGCAUAACAGACAUCGGCAUCCCAUUUACCGUUGCCGACCUACAGAAGCCGAAUCCUCUACAGGUCCAAAUGAUCUUCGAGUGGUUCGCCGAAUUAUUAUUGAAUGCGACGCGCGAGACCGUUCAUCCUGCCAUGAGCGCCGCUGCUGAAGAUGUUUGCGGCGAGUUUGCCGAUAUUGUACCCCCCGACACGCGGGACCUUCUAGGAUUCUACGUAUCGCUGCGCAAAUUGCUCCUCGAAUGCGGUAUCACCGACUUUAGCUUUACCGAUCUAUACAAGCCCACGCACCCGCGACUUGUCAAGAUCUUCAGUUAUCUAAUUAACUUCGUCCGAUUCCGUGAGAGCCAAACAAAUAUUAUCGACGAACAUUUUAACAGAGCCGAGCAGACUAAAGCGCGUAUCGAAACACUAGAUGGCGAGAAUAGGGUUAUGGAAGAAAGGCUAGAAGAGAUGAAACACAACCGCGGUAUGAUGGAAGCACAAGUACGCGAGAAGACAGAGCGCAACGAGGAGUUGAAGAAGACUCUAUUGGAGCUUCGAAGGAACCAAGAGAAGGUCGCAAUGCGAUUGGAAGAAGCCAAAGAAAAGAAGGGACAACUAGCGCAAAGACUCGAGCAAAAGACCGCUGAUAAGAUGAUGCUUAAGCAAGAAAGCGCCAAGUUACGACCAUAUACUCUACAGAGCCCUCAAGCACUACAGACAAGCCUCACGGAACUCAACAAUACUCUCAAUGGGGAUAAGGCACAUAUAGAUUCACUCGACCGACGAGCAAGAGCACUCCAAACGUCAACAGAUUCAUUCGGGGUCGUAGCAACCGAUGUAGCAUCGUGCAUUAAACUCCUCGACGAGAUCGCCUCGGAAUUAUCCAAGGAAGAAGAGGAGAAUGCUAGAAACGCCAGACAACGAGAUGCAUUAUCAGAACGUGGCAAUAACGUCAAGGAAGUGGAGAGAACAGAAGCAUUGCUGCAAAGGCAAUUAAGCAAAUGGAAUGAGCGUACGGAAAAGCUUCGCGAUCAAAGCCGUGAAAAAGCCCAGGAAGCCAAGGAAAAGAUGGAGGAGCUUCGAGCGCUACACAAGAAGUUGACGGAAGAACGAUCAGCAAAAGGGACAGAAAUUGAGAGACGAAGAGUCCGAAUUGAACAAACUGAGAAAAAGAUGCUGGAUCUCAAGGAGAACAUUGAGAACGAGGUCCACAGCGCCUACGAUGAGUACCUAAAGAUGGAGUCGCACAUCAAGCUGUACAUUACAGAGAUGGAACAGGCCAUCUAAUUAUUCCAUCCUGUCUAUCUUUUCGAUGUAUGCAUUAUGAGGCUAUUUCAAGAUACCACGGGAGGCGUUGAGGUGUUCAAGAUUGACCAAGAUUAGGAUC
Molecule: messenger RNA, 1697 nt
Organism: Hypoxylon trugodes
Lineage: Eukaryota; Fungi; Ascomycota; Sordariomycetes; Xylariales; Hypoxylaceae
Product: Nuf2 family protein
Exons: 2
Coding region: 209-1597 (462 amino acids)
Biological process (GO): attachment of mitotic spindle microtubules to kinetochore; mitotic spindle organization; meiotic chromosome segregation
Cellular component (GO): kinetochore; Ndc80 complex
Molecular function (GO): protein-containing complex binding
Source: RefSeq, a predicted model, not a curated record